AUGUCCGAAAGCGGCGAAUCGAAGCCUGAAAACGCUUUAGGCGUUGAAAACGGUGCGGAAAACAGCCCUAUAGCUCCAAAAGCGGUCUCAAACGAUGAUGUUGCAGUGAACGCCCAAGUUGGUGAAAAGGUCAACGAAAGUGGACCAGAAGAGCUUGAAACCGGUACUAAUAGUAGUAAACCCGGUGAAACGAACGACACGGCUGUUUCAGGCGAUGAACAGGAAACUGGUGGGCUCAAAAGACCUCGUGAAAACUCCACUACCAUUGAAAACAACAAUCAAGGUCAGCCAGACUCUCAAUCCGUUGAUCAACAGGGGAAAGAUAGUGCGGAAAACAGCUCUACUGAAGCCAAAAAAACCGAAGAUGGUGAGAAAAAUAACAACGAAGAAGGGGAAGACGACGAAGAUGAAAACGAUGACGAUGAAGACGAUGACGAGGAAGACGAUGACGAGGCAGGUCCCAGGAAAAAGCAGCGUCAAGAACGCAACCGAUUUCUCGAUAUCGAAGCUGAAGUCAGUGACGAUGACGAGGAUGAAGAGGACGAAGAGGAGUCUGAGCUUGUACGUGAAGGUUUCAUCACACGUGGCGACGAAGAAGAAGAAGACGAAGCGGCUGGACCUGAACGCGGAGAUCGUCUUCAUCGUCAACUAGAUCAGAACCUCAACAAAAGCUCAGAAGAAGAUGCCCAAAAACUGGCUAAGGAACUCAGAGAGCGUUACGGCAGAAGUAGCUCUAAGCAAUAUAGGGCCGCCGCCCAAGACGGAUACGUUCCUCAAAGAUUUCUGCUUCCCAGUGUGGAUACUGCCACUAUUUGGGGUGUGAGAUGUAGACCUGGUAGGGAAAAAGAUAUCGUAAGAAAGCUUCUCAAAAAGAAGUUCAAUCUCGACAAAUCGAUGGGGAAUAAAAAGCUGAAGAUCUUGUCCAUUUUUCAAAGAGAUAACUAUACGGGAAGAAUCUACAUCGAAGCUCCCAAACAGUCGGUCAUCGAGAAAUUUACUGCAGCUGUUCCAGAUAUCUAUCCAUCACAAAAGCUUUUGAUUCCGGUACAAGAACUACCCUUGCUAUUGAAGCCUGAUAAGUCCGACGACGUGAGGCUAGAGGAAGGAAGCUACGUGAGAAUAAAGAGAGGAAUUUACAAGGGCGAUCUUGCAGUCGUCGACCAAAUUAGUGAGAAUAAUUUAGAGGUGCUCCUCAAAAUUGUUCCACGUCUAGAUUAUGGUAAGAAUGACGAAGUAGAUGCUGACACUAAUGCGCGUAAGCAAAAGCGACCCACAUUUGCACAAAGGCCACCCCCACAGCUUUUCAAUCCUACUAUGGCUUUGAGAAUGGAUCAAGCGAAUCUUUACAAAAGAGACGACAGGCAUUUCACCUACAGAAACGACGAUUACGUUGAUGGGUACCUGUUUAAAUCCUUUAGAAUACAGUACCUUGAGACCAAAAGCAUUCAGCCAUCUGUGGAGGAGCUCGCAAGGUUCGGCAGUAAAGAAGGUGAGUUAGAUUUAACUACUAUCUCACAAACGAUAAGAAAAGCACAGGCGGCGAGAGUUACAUUCCAAAUUGGCGACAGAGUCGAAGUUUUGGGAGGUGAACAGAAAGGAUCAAAGGGUUUUGUCACCAGAACUGCAACAGAUAUCAUUGCUGUCAACUUACCCCAGCUGGGUAUGAAGGCACUAGAGUUUCCAAUUUCCUCAUUGCGGAAAAUUUUCGAGGCCGGUGACCAUGUAACUGUUGUUGGAGGUGAUCACCAAGGUGAUGCAGGAUUGGUACUUGCUGUUAAAAACGGUCAAGUCACUUUCGUGUCCGAUCAAACAAGAGCGAACCUCACCAUUUCAGCCAACAAUUUGAGCAAAUCUAUGGAUUCCACGCCAACUUCGAGCGAAUAUGCCUUACAUGACAUUGUUGAACUCAGUGCCAAGAAUGUUGCUUGUGUUAUUCAAGCCGGUCAUGAUAUUUUCAAGAUUCUCGACGACACUGGAAAAGUGUCGACAAUAACAAAAGGUUCCAUCCUGAAUAAAAUCAACACGCAGCGUUCAAGACUAACGACCGUGGAUAAUAAGGGCAAUGAAAUUAAGAUUGGCGAUACCGUGGUAGAGAAAGUGGGUGCACGCAGAGAAGGUCAAGUGCUGUACAUUCAAACGCAACAGAUUUUCAUUGUCUCUAAAAAAAUCAAUGAAAAUGCCGGUGUAUUCGUUGUCAAUCCGAUGAACGUCGAAGCUGUGGCAUCUAAAGAUAGUGUCAUUGCAGGAGUAGGGACAAUCGAUUUGUCCAAGAUGAACCCGGACGUUGUGUCUAAAAUGCGUCCACCUCAGCAGUCCGGAGAGCAGUCGCGAGUGGGGCGUGAUGUUGCCUUGGGCAAAACUGUCAGAGUCCGUUCGGCUGGCUACAAAGGACAGUUGGGUAUCGUGAGGGAUGUUAGUGGUGAUAAGGCCACAAUCGAACUACACUCCAAAAGCAAGCACAUCACUGUAGAUAAGAGAAAGCUGAUGUUUUACAACAAAGAAGGUGGAGAAGGUAUCACGUAUGAUGAUCUCGUUAACAGGCGCGGUAGAACUCCAAGCAAUAGGAUUGGUCCAAGUUAUGUCAGCGCGCCCAGAACCAUGGCUACCGGUGGCGUCCCCGUUGGAGCUGGCCGUGCCAGCGCUACUGGUGUGUCUGGAGGAAUGACACCUGGCUGGAAUGCUUUUGAUGGUGGUAAAACGCCUGCUGUGAAUUCAGGAGGUGCUGGCGGUGCCUCUGCAUGGGGCGGUGCCUCAACCUGGGGUGGCCAAGGCGGAUCAUCUACCUGGGGCGGUCAGGGUGGUUCCGGUGGCGGUGGAGCCUCCGCUUGGGGUGGCACCGGUGCCACUUCAACUUGGGGAGGUGCAUCUACGUGGGGCAAUAAGUCUAGUUGGGGUGGAGCUUCUACCUGGGCAUCUGGAGGUGAAAAUGGUGCUCAAUCGACCUGGGGAGGAGACAAAUCCACACAUGGCGCCGGCUCUGUCUGGGGCGGUCGCGAUGGUGGUACAUCUACUUGGGGUGGUGGCACUGCUCGUGAGGGAGGAAACUCUACCUGGGGCAAAGAUGCAAGUGGUAACAAAUCUGCUUGGGGAGAUCAAGGCAACGCCUCAUCGUACGGUGGGGGAAGUACUUGGGGCGGCCGGUAG
This is a messenger RNA of Lachancea sp. 'fantastica', 3144 nucleotides long. NCBI's taxonomy places the organism in Eukaryota, Fungi, Ascomycota, Saccharomycetes, Saccharomycetales, Saccharomycetaceae. The record is from the annotation of a GenBank genome assembly.